Messenger RNA from Corythoichthys intestinalis (scribbled pipefish), 1289 nucleotides. RefSeq names its product interleukin-8-like. Gene Ontology annotation, cellular component: extracellular region. Gene Ontology annotation, molecular function: chemokine activity. The coding region runs from base 169 to 465 and encodes 98 amino acids. NCBI's taxonomy places the organism in Eukaryota, Metazoa, Chordata, Actinopteri, Syngnathiformes, Syngnathidae. The transcript is spliced from 4 exons. Gene Ontology annotation, biological process: chemotaxis; immune response; defense response. The record is from RefSeq and is a predicted model, not a curated record.
AAACAACAGAGCUCAAAGGAAAGCGAGGAAAGCCGAGAGAAGGAAGGACGAGUCAACAAAAUUAACUGAAACUUCUCCAGCGACCUUUUUGAACGUCAAUUUAUUUAUUUAUUUAUUCACUUAUUUAUUUUCUACUUUUGAGCUAUUGUAGAAUUUGAUAUAGGCAAAAUGAUGAACAAAGUGAUCCUCAGUGCUUUGGUGGUCCUGUUGGCUUCUGUUUCCAUAAGUGAAGGAAUGACUCUCAGAAGCUUGGGAGUUGAGCUGCACUGCCGCUGCAUCCAGACAGAGAGCAGACCCAUCGGCCGCCACAUCGAGAAAGUUGAGCUGAUCCCCGCCAACUCCCACUGCGAGGAGACAGAGAUCAUUGCUACAAUUAAAAAGACGGGCCAGGAGGUAUGCCUUGACCCCGAGGCUCCAUGGGUGAAGAGAGUCAUUGACAAGAUCCUUAAAAACAAAAGACGCUGAUCAGCCAAGCAAAUGAAGUUGGAUGCUCCAAAGUACCAACAAGUGUUACAUGUGAUCAAGGACUCACCUGAUUUUAAAACAGAAGUGAACAGUUUACUUGAGCAACUGCUGAAGCUGUCAGUAGACAAAUUAUGUUUGUAUCAAACAUUUUAUUGUCAAGCAAACACAUGUGGACAGUCACGCUGUAUGUAUUGCGGCAUUUUCAUUUCAGCUGAGCUUCUACGGUAUGAACUUAUUCUGACUGCCUUAACUUAUGGUCAUAAUAUUUAAUGUAUUUAUAUAUUUUUUUACAUAUACAUUUAUAUACUGUAUGUGAAGGUAUUUUUGUAUUUUUUCACAAACUUUCAAUGAAUAAAAAGACAAGUUGAAAUAUACUUUUGUCUCCUUUUGCCUAAAAGCGAAUGUUGCUUUUUCUGAGUGCUUAAGGACAGGUUUCAAUGGACCUCACAAAUUGGUACGGUUUAAAAUAACUGACAUGGAAAAUUGCUAUCAGCUGUCAAAAAAUUUUAAAUGAUGAAUGUGUUUCGGCUGGAAAAAAAUGCAAAUACCACUUAAAAUUGUGGCUUGUCAAAAUGCUGACAGACUAAAAAUGCUGAGUAACUAGUAAACCAGUAACAAGAGAAACUGAAAUCGGUUUCACUGUUUUUUUCCCCCAAAACAGUCAACUCCAAAUCUUGAUACUACACUACAGCACUUCACAUUCAUUAUUUAUCUAAUGACAAAAACCUUAAAAGCUAAAAACAAAAUAGAUCAUACUCAUGGGGGAUUCUUCUUACUCAGACAAACUGUUGACGUUUGCCACUUGUCAUAUUGAACAUUUAUAA